GACGGGCCGAAUUAUCGGACCCCGCAGUCUGCUUCUGGUGAUUGGUGUGGUACCUUCUCUGGGGAUUCGCCUCUCAUUAUUUUCCCGCUUUUCCGAGGAAUUGGGAAAUGACUGGACACGAGAAUGCCGAAUUUUCCGCGUUGCCCAGUGAUGGGAGAAGACCGAGAAGACGAAAAUCGAGAAAACUCGUUGUUGCGAGUCUCGUGAUGUUCGGUAUCGCGGUGAUAAUAAUCACUGCGAUAUUCUUGCAUUUCGAUAAAAAAGGAAGACCUCAUCAUUGGGAUAGACUGAUCCCUCCGGAUAGUCACGACUACCUCCCGCCCUCCUGGAGCAAGUUAAGGGUUUUCAAGGGUGGAGCCGUGUGCUCCGAUGGAGCGCCAUGUGCAGAAAUCGGAAAGGGGAUCCUCUCGAAAAAUGGCUCAGCAGUGGACGCGACGAUCGCGACAAUGAUCUGCAAUGGGCUGGUGAACAUGCAGGCGAUGGGAUUGGGGGGCGGAUUCAUGAUGACGAUUUACGAUCGAAAAACUCAAAAAUCGUACUUCCUAGUCUCCCGGGACAUGGCACCACUGGCAGCCACCGCCGACAUGUACCAGGGCGAGGGUGUUAACGCCUCAAAUAUCGGUCCCUUGUCAAUUUCUGUACCCGGUGAAAUCGCCGGGUACCGAACAGCCCAUGAAAAAUUCGGACGUCUUCCCUGGGAGGAACUCUGGGCGCCGAACAUCGAAUUGUGCGAAAGAGGUUGGAACAUGACGAACGCCUUCUACAGUGACGCCUUGGAAGCUAUCGAUCUCAUCCGAACCGAUCCCACCCUGAGCAAGAUUUUCCUCGUGGAGGGGACCAACGAGUUGAUGAGGCCCGGUGGAUUGAUUAAGCCCCAAAAAAUCUGUGAGACCCUCAGAAUCCUCCAGAAGAAGGGGGCCGGGGAAUUCUAUAAUGGCACCCUGGGGAAGAUGUACAUCGACGAUCUGCGCAGACGCGGCAGUAUUCUCACGAUGCAGGAUCUUAACUCGUAUCGGCCCGUAUGGAAGACGACUUUGCAGACAAAUUUAUCAGACGGUACCCGUGUCUUCGCUCCGAAUUUACCGAGCAGUGGAGCACUGCUGACAUUCGUUCUGAAUAUUCUCGAUGAAUUUAAAUUCACAUCUUCGAGUCUCGAGGGAUGGAACAACACAAUUCGCACAUAUCACAGGAUAAUCGAGACGUGGAAAUUCGCGUACUCGAUGAGAAGUAAAAUGGGCGACGAUCUGUUCGUUGACAUGAGAGAAUUCGUUAAAAAUCUGACGUCGAAAGACUAUGCGAGGUCCGUUAAGGCCCAAAUAACCGACGAAAGAACGUGGAGUGAUCCAGUGCACUACGGAGCUGGAAAAGAACUCCGUGAAGAUCAUGGAACAGCCCAAAUAUCAGUUUUAGCUCCCGAUGGCGAUGCCGUAUCCGUAACCAGCAGUAUUAACAUGUAUUUUGGAAGUGGUAUCGUCUCCGAACAAACUGGAAUAGUAUCCAACGCGGGAAUGGACGAUUUCUCAGUGCCAGGACGAGUCAACUAUUACGGAGUUGCUGGGACUAAUAAAAAUAAUUUAAUUCAACCGAUGAAGAGGCCGAUGUCCUCGAUGGUGCCAUCGAUCCUUGUGUCACCGAGUGGUGAUGUCAGAAUGGUCGUCGGAGGUGCUGGUGGAACGAAAAUCACCACUUCCGUAUCAUUUGUGAUAGCUAGACAUUUGUGGAUGAAUAAUACGAUAAAAGAGGCAAUGGACGCCUCGAGAAUUCAUCACCAGGUGUUUCCUAUGGUACUUGCGUAUGAGUAUGGAGUACCACAGCCUGUACUCGAGGGAUUACGCAAUUUGGGGCACCGAACCUCGAGAUAUGGGGAUCGAGGCAGUUGUGUUUGUGGUUUAACUCAAAUAAAUGGAACCGUUUAUGCCAAUGCCGAUCGACGCAAGGAUGGCGAUGUAUAUGGCACCAAUGAGAAACGUCUCCUCAAGUUCUGAUUUAUCAUCAAGUUCUGACUUAUUCCUUUUUUUUUUGUAACUGUUGACGAAUUCAGUAAAAUGAUGAGAAUUUGCGAAAUAA
This is a messenger RNA of Fopius arisanus, 2067 nucleotides long. RefSeq names its product gamma-glutamyltranspeptidase 1. Gene Ontology annotation, molecular function: glutathione gamma-glutamate hydrolase. The coding region runs from base 108 to 1985 and encodes 625 amino acids. Gene Ontology annotation, biological process: glutathione catabolic process. Gene Ontology annotation, cellular component: plasma membrane. The record is from RefSeq and is a predicted model, not a curated record. The transcript has 7 exons. Lineage: Eukaryota; Metazoa; Arthropoda; Insecta; Hymenoptera; Braconidae.